CUUUGCUGCAUUGUGCACUGAUCCUAUUAAAGGCAUUAGCAACAUUCCAGGGUACCUCAUUCUUCUAUCCCAUUUCCUGCCGAUGAUCUUGUUACCUUCGCCAGCUUUGUAAAAGAAAACUCCACCACCGUCCUCUGCCUGCCAUGCAGCGUGCUCCAGACUAAAUGCAGUAGAAGCUAACUGUUUGAAAUGCUCUGCGAGAGUUCCAUGCUAAACAGUAUCCAACAGGUGAAUCGUUUGCUUCUGGUGAGAUAAGAUGAAGCCAUAAUAGCCAAGUCAGAGGACAACGGAACAAAGUCAUCCAACUUAAAACAUUUCUCCAGCUUUGUUACCAUGGAGACUGUGGUUAUUGUAGCAAUUGGGGUCCUUGCGACUAUCUUUCUGGCCUCCUUUGUGGCCCUCGUCGUUGUCUGCAGACACCGUUAUUGUCAGCCCAGCAACCUGUUGCACCCUUUUGACUCAAAGCCUACAGUGGAUCUCAUUGGUGCAAUGGAAACCCAGAGUGAGCCCUCAGAAUUGGAACUGGAUGAUGUUGUUAUCACAAACCCUCACAUUGAGGCGAUCCUGGAAAAUGAAGACUGGAUAGAGGAUGCUUCGGGGUUGGUGUCUCACUGCAUUGAGAUUCUUAAGAUAUGUCAUACUCUGACAGAGAAACUUGUUGCUAUGACAAUGGGAUCAGGGGCGAAGAUUAAGUCGCCAGCGAGACUCAGCGACAUAAUCGUAGUGGCAAAGCGGAUUAGUCCGAGGGUGGAUGAUGUUGUGAGAUCAAUGUACCCUCCACUGGAUCCUAAGCUCCUGGAUGCCAGGUCAGCAGUUUCAAUUGCUUCUAAAAUGUUAAUACGUAUAUAA
Rhincodon typus (whale shark) is the source of this 849-nucleotide messenger RNA. RefSeq names its product transmembrane protein 98 (gene tmem98). Bases 334 to 849 code for a protein of 171 amino acids. NCBI's taxonomy places the organism in Eukaryota, Metazoa, Chordata, Chondrichthyes, Orectolobiformes, Rhincodontidae. The record is from RefSeq and is a predicted model, not a curated record. The transcript has 7 exons. Gene Ontology annotation, cellular component: endoplasmic reticulum.